Molecule: messenger RNA, 1675 nt
Organism: Thlaspi arvense
Lineage: Eukaryota; Viridiplantae; Streptophyta; Magnoliopsida; Brassicales; Brassicaceae
Source: the annotation of a GenBank genome assembly
GCUUCAAGUAAAAGAAAAGUUACAGAUCCGUACUUACGCGUCAUGGUUGGUGGAGACACAUUUCAUCAGUCUAAAUAUCAGAACGUUCAUUUGGCGGCUUUCUCUCUCUCUCCGCUCGGAAGAGAAGUUCGAACUCGAGAAAUGGCGGUGGUGGAUUCUCCUACCGGAGUAAUCAUCGCUGCCUUGUUUCUACAUGCUGUCACUGCCAUGGUUAGCGGCUCCGACGCGGUUCUCAUGCUGGAGAGGCUGAUUCCGCCGAACCAUGAACUUAGUCUGACUCAGCUCAGGGCUUUUGAUUCAGCUCGCCAUGGAAGGUUACUGCAGUCUCCUGUCGGCGGCGUUGUUGAUUUUCCGGUUUAUGGAGCCUCCGAUCCGUUUCUCGUAGGACUUUACUAUACAAAGGUUAAACUUGGGACACCCCCAAGAGAAUUCAAUGUGCAAAUCGACACGGGAAGUGAUGUUUUAUGGGUUAGCUGCACUUCAUGCAACGGCUGCCCCAAGACUAGUGAACUCCAAAUUCAGCUGAGUUUCUUUGAUCCUGGAGCUUCAUCCUCAGCUUUAAUGGUUUCUUGUUCAGACAGGAGAUGUUACUCAAAUUUCCAGACAGAAUCUGGCUGUUCUCCGAACAAUCUCUGUUCCUAUACGUUUAAGUAUGGUGAUGGAAGUGGCACUUCUGGUUACUACAUAUCAGAUUUCAUAUCCUUUGAUACUGUUAUUACCAGUACCUUGGCUAUAAAUUCUUCUGCUCCAUUUGUUUUCGGGUGUAGCAAUUUACAAACGGGAGAUCUACAGAGGCCUAGAAGAGCAGUUGAUGGCAUCUUUGGGUUAGGCCAGGGGCGUUUAUCUGUAAUUUCACAGCUUGCUAUGCAGGGACUUGCACCACGAGUAUUCUCACACUGUCUGAAGGGAGAUAAAAGCGGUGGAGGUGUAAUGGUUCUAGGUCAAAUUAAGAGACCGGAUAUUGUCUAUACCCCUCUUGUUCCAUCACAGCCACAUUAUAAUGUGAACCUGCAGAGCAUUGCUGUGAACAAUCAGAUAUUACCGAUUGAUCCAUCUAUUUCAAUUGCUGUAUCACAGUAUGGGCGUCCCAUUACCUAUGAGAGUUACCAGUGCUUUGACAUCGCAUCUGGAGCGGUUGAUGCGUUUCCCGAAGUUAGUUUGAGCUUCGCUGGUGGUGCGUCAAUGGUGUUAAAGCCCCGUGGGUAUCUUCAAUAUUUUUCUAGUUCAGGAAGUUCGAUAUGGUGCAUUGGUUUCCAGAGAAUGUCGCAUCGUCGUAUAACCAUUCUUGGCGAUUUGGUUCUUAAAGACAAAGUGGUGGUCUACGAUCUGGUUCGCCAACGGAUCGGAUGGGCAGAAUACGACUGUUCUCUGGAGGUGAACGUUUCAGCGACAAGAGGAGGACAAAGCAGAGACGUUAUAAACACAGGGCAGUGGAGAGAAAACAGUUCAGAGAGUGGUUAUACAAGUUAUUACUUGUUGUUGUUACAAGUAGUUCUCUUUCUCCAUCUUUUGCUCUCUCGGAGUUUUAGCUUCUUUUAGCAUCUAGCAUUCACUUCAGAGUCCAGAGGUUGGGCUUUUGCCCAAAAAGUUGAGUCUCAAAAAACAAGAUUAUUGUUGUAACUUUAAUCACAUAUCAUCAUCAUCUAUCACUAAUUAAUUCUUACUUACGACCCAA